Molecule: messenger RNA, 1045 nt
Organism: Arachis duranensis
Lineage: Eukaryota; Viridiplantae; Streptophyta; Magnoliopsida; Fabales; Fabaceae
Exons: 8
Coding region: 247-774 (175 amino acids)
Source: RefSeq, a predicted model, not a curated record
CUCUCUCUCUCUCUCUCUCUCUCUCUCUCUCUCUCUCUCUGUGACAAAGAAAGAAGAAGAAGAAAAACAAAGAACUCGCUUAUUCCGUUUCUUUCGCUUUCCGACAUUCUCUUCUUUCUUCACACUUCUCUUUGUGAAGAAGAGGGAGGGGAAUUUGUUUUGUGGCUUUAUUCUAUUAGAUUGCUGUGAGAAGUUGAAAUCUUUGAACUUUGGAGGGUUUUCUUGACUGUUGAAUGAUUGCAAGCCAUGAAAACCAGGAGUGUUUCGAGUGCCGAGAAGGGUAAGGGAAAGCAAACUGCAACUGCAACUGAAAUUGCAACUGAACCAGUAGUGGCAUUGGGGGAUCUGAUAUAUAUUCCUCUUCGCGGUGCCUCCAAGUGGUGGCCGGCGCAGGUUACUGAUGAGAAGAGUGUUAAUGAAAACUUAAGGCCGAAAAAGAAAUUGCUGAGGGAAGUCCUUGUUAGGGUGUAUGGAAGCUAUAUCUACAAAUAUGUGGAUCCUGUUAAAUCGCGUGCUGAUUUUGAGAAUGUACUCAAGAAGAACAAUGGUGAUUUACACAAGAUUCUUCAGGAUUCUCUGGAAAAGGAUCUUCCUAGCAACAAACCCAAAUCAAAGGAGUCACCAGCCAAGAAUAAAGGGGGAUCAAGUUCAAGCAAGAGGAAAUCGGCCCCGAAAGAUGAGAAGCAGGAUGAAGCUAAGUCCCAGAAACAAAACGAAGAAGAUCCCUCAAAUACCAGGAAUCAACAACCCCAUUCAGGAAGUCCCAAGAACUGAGUAAAAGGAGGAUAAGAGUGAUGGAAAGCCUUGGUCUCAUUGCUCCACCUGGUUCCCCAUUUGUCAGGAAUGGACAUUAUUCAUAGCCACAAAAGGCUCUAUGAUCUUGUUGCAGAUGGAGGAACUGAAGGGUGUGGAAAUGUGUCAUAACAUUUUCUUUCUGCAUCACUUGUUCAUUCAUUCAUUCUAAUAAUGUACUUUUGAAACAGACAUGUGUAGAUCAUGUGGCCUAAUGUUUUGUUUUCCAAAAUACUUAGAAGGAUUAAAGCUA